Molecule: messenger RNA, 829 nt
Organism: Danio rerio (zebrafish)
Lineage: Eukaryota; Metazoa; Chordata; Actinopteri; Cypriniformes; Danionidae
Gene: micos13
Product: mitochondrial contact site and cristae organizing system subunit 13
Cellular component (GO): mitochondrial inner membrane
Source: RefSeq, marked provisional
AAAACGAACUUUAUUGCUACCAUUUCGGUUUGCUAGAGCAAAUGCCCUUGUCGGUGAAGCUCGCUGACAAAAUAGUAAAACAAAGCAUCCUGUGAAGUGUUUUGAUACGAAAUAUUGUUCUUUAGAGCAUAAUUUUGCUUUUAAAAUAUGGCUGCUAAGAUUUUCCCUGUCGUCAAGUUUGCAACAAAAGUGACCAUUGCGGGAGGAGCCCUGUAUGUGGCAUAUGAUUCAGGACUUCUUGGAGGUAGUAAUGAGGGAUCUGUGGCCUUGGCCCGAGCUAAAUCAGCCAUACCACCUGCUGUGGAUGAGUGGAUGAAGUACUUUGGCUUCGAGCUUCCAGCAACCCCCAAAAUUGAGUUCUCCCCAUUGGAUGCUUGGAACUCAGGGGUCCAGAAGUCUAUCCACGCUUUAUCGGUUGCUCCGUCCACAGUUGGUGACUACACCAAACAAGGCCUGCAAUACGUUAAAGACCUGUCAAAAUGAAUCUUCAGCAUUAGUGUAAUAUGCUGUCAAGAAAUUUCAAUCAUUGAGAAGACUUGGACAAAUCAAGAAGCGAUUUCCACUUCAUAUAUACAUCACAGACUGAAUUCCACUCACUUUUGAGAAACAACUAUUGGAAAUAAUGAAGAUUCUACUUGUGCAAACCAAAAUAUGUCCUUGUUUGUGCACAUGUUCUCCAGAUAGAAAUACAAUUGUCAAAAAUGAACCCUAAUUUCAAAUAAUAAGAGCUCGUUCUUUGUGUAUUGUUACUCAACACUUGUAUUUAUUUGGGAAAUCUUUUCCUGGAAAUGCUCUGUUCUGGUUUUGUCCCAUCUGUAAUUUUACAAAA